Molecule: messenger RNA, 936 nt
Organism: Fraxinus pennsylvanica
Lineage: Eukaryota; Viridiplantae; Streptophyta; Magnoliopsida; Lamiales; Oleaceae
Source: the annotation of a GenBank genome assembly
AUGGAAGACCUAGUACCUCUUGAGAGUUCUGGCAGGAAGAGAGACAGACAGCCAAUUUCUGUUCCAUUUGUUUGGGAAGAAAAACCUGGGACACCCAAGAAAGAUUGGAAACCAAGCCCUCGACCGAUUAAACCCGUCGCGCUGCCAGUCAAGCUUGUUGCAUCUAUUCCCUUUGGAUGGGAAGAGAAGCCCGGAAAACCACUUCCAUGUUUCUCACAGUCACUGCCGGAAUCAGAACCUGCAUUGCAACAGACAAUGAGCAUCGGCUUCACAUCACCUCCCAGGUUCUCCGACAGUCAAGAUGAAGAAUGGAGUGAGGGAGACAUUGAAGAUAACAGAGAAGGAGAUGAUACGCUGGAUUCAGAGAUUGACACGUGCAGUUUCAUAACGGGCAAUUCCUUCAGCUCCGCUCCAUCUCUCCUAGCCAAUGGCCUUAUAUCUAGCACAGCACUCUCCAAUUCAGUUCCCAAGCAGCAAAAUCUACUUACACCAACAACAAUCAAUGAUGGGCAAGUCCAAACUCCUUGUUCACCAGAAACAGACAGCAGUGCAAGCAACUCUGCAACAGUAACCACAAGCUUGGUUGGAGCUUCGUUCUUGGAGUGGCUCUUUCCUCUUCUAGCACCUCAGUCGAGUUUCCUUGACAACGGUGAAUGUUUAGAGAAGGACACUUCUCCCACAGAAGAUGUACAAAACAUAGAUUUGCUACGUGAGAGCAACGGAAGUCUUGUAAGAAGACCACUGCUGACGCUUGGAGAGAUGAUAAUGAUGAGCCGAAGAAUGAGUUACAAGAGAAAAGCAAAUAAAAUUCAUAAACAGCCAUCCAUGGAUCUUAUUAAGGGGAAUGCAUUGGGUUGCUGCAUCUUUGGACCUGGCAACGGCAUCAGUGGAUUGCACAGGAAGUGGAAGAGGCAGCUGCAACUAAAACUGAUGUAG